Molecule: messenger RNA, 1484 nt
Organism: Punica granatum (pomegranate)
Lineage: Eukaryota; Viridiplantae; Streptophyta; Magnoliopsida; Myrtales; Lythraceae
Source: RefSeq, a predicted model, not a curated record
GAUAUUGUUAUCUCUGUAAGGAGGAAGGAGCUCAAGACAAGACAUAAAGCGGACAGAGGACGGAAAGGCGGAACCCUAAACCCCUGCGACCACCUCGGAUCAUGUCUGUCGGAUCACAGGAUCCCAAUUGAUCUCCAAGCGUGUAGGAAGCGACUGGGCCGUUCCGAUCGAUCGCUGCCAUGACGCGGCGGUGCUCCCAUUGCAGCCACAACGGGCACAACUCCCGGACCUGCCCGAACCGCGGGGUGAAGCUGUUCGGUGUCCGGCUGACUGAUGGGUUGAUCCGGAAGAGCGCCAGUAUGGGCAACCUCAAUCACUACUCUGGGUCUGGCUCCGGUGCCCACCCCAACAACCCGGCCUCCCCUGGGGAGACCACGCCGGAUCACGGCGCCGCUGCCGAUGGCUACGCCUCGGAGGACUUCGUCCCCGGUACUUCAUCGUCUAGCUGCCGCGAGAGGAAGAAAGGUGUUCCUUGGACUGAAGAGGAGCACAGGAUGUUUCUACUGGGCUUGCAGAAGCUCGGGAAAGGUGAUUGGCGGGGGAUUUCCCGGAAUUAUGUUAUAUCGAGGACCCCUACCCAAGUAGCAAGCCAUGCCCAGAAAUAUUUUAUCAGGCAAUCUUGUGUCUCAAGGAGGAAACGCCGUUCGAGUCUGUUUGAUAUCGUAGCAGAUGAAGGCGGUGAUGUGCCAAUGGAAUCACAAGAUUUCUUUCCGAUAGACCACUCAAAGCCUGAAGCCGAAAGCAACGACCAGUUGCCUGGUCCACCACCUCUCCCUCCUCCUCCUCCACUGGAAGAAGAAUGCGAGUCCAUGGAGUCCACAAACUCGAAUGAGGGAGGAGACACUGCUGCUCCAGUUCCAAAGCCUGAAAUCUCACAGCCCAGUUACCCUGUCAUUUACCCUCCUGCUGCCUACUUCUCCCCAUUCUUCCCAUUCUCUUUGCCUUUGUGGCCGGGAUACAGCGGGGAGCCUGUCAAAACUGAGGAGGCCCAUGAGGUAGUCAAGCCGACUGCAGUCCACUCCAAGAGCCCAAUCAAUGUGGAUGAGCUGAUCGGCAUGUCGAAGCUUAGUCUAGGGGAGUCAAUCGGAAACAGUGGUCAGUCAUCCCUCUCGCUGAAGCUGCUCGAGGGGUCCACCAGGCAGUCAGCUUUCCAUGCCAAUACGACCUCGGGCGGCUCGACAAGUGGCAGCAGCCCUGUUCAGGCAGUUUGAAGGCGGGGGGAGGGGUGGUUCUGUCCCGACUUAGUGUCAAUAGAACGAAUGACUAAAUAAUGUGCAGUUAUCGGUUGGGUUUUAGUUGGCGUCCUUUUCUUUGUGGGCCUCUUUUCACCUUAAUAACUUUGGUUUCUUUAUAAGUAGCGAUCAACUCAGAAAACUGCUCCUUAGAUUUGUAGAAGGUGGCCGCUUUGUCAGGAAAUUUAUUUGAAUCUUCAUUAUUGUCUAUUUCUUGUGCUGGGAAAUUCAUGAUUCUUGGUUUUAUGAUUA